AUGGGGAGGUUUAACACUCUCCCAAAAGAGAUCAUACUAGAAACUCUAACUGGGUUACCUACUGAAUCGGUUAUAUGCUGCAAAUUGGUAUGCAAACUAUGGAGAGAUCUUGUUCAUGAUUCAUCCUUUUCUAAGAUGCACUUGAAUCAUCUCAAUUCUGUUGAUGAUGAUUAUGGUAAGUUGAGUUUUAUUAUCAUGAGUCGUAAUCAAGAGAUGAUAAAACUUUAUUAUAUUGAGUAUGAUGAUGAUACAUUGUUUAGUAAGAAAACAAGGAUGAAUUUAAUCCCUCCAUUUGGGAAAUAUUCUUUUGUUGGUUCAUACAAUGGUUUGAUUUGCUUUAACAAAUGGUGCACUUUUUAUGAUUAUUCUUAUCGUGGACCUGCUUGUAUCUGUAAUCCAAUUACAAGAGAAUAUAUAAUGCUUCCAAAUAUUCAAGGAUAUGACCCGUGGACUGGAUUUGGGUAUAUUCCUUCAACCAAUGAGUACAAGGUUGUUAGAAUCUCAGAUGAUGGAGUUAUUCAGGUGUACACACUUGGCAGUGGCAAUGGAUGGAGAAAUGUGGGAGAGAUGGACUUGGUUAAACCACCAUUUUCUGGUGUGGUUGCUAAUGGAGCUCUUCAUUGGUUGAACCACCACCAAGGAACCCUUUUUGCUUUCGAUUUGAAAGAUGAAAAGUUUAGUGAGCUUACACCACCAUCUUGUUUGACACCGAAUGCUCAUCCAGAUUAUGCUUGUAGAUUAAGGGUUUUAGGGGAUUUCCUAAGUGUUAUUUAUUAUCGUGAUCAUGACAGUUGCGUUGAUAUAUGGUUAUCAAAAAAGAAUGAAGAUAAUAAUGAGUUGAGCUGGAGCAAAGAGUUUACCAUCGAGAGUUGUAUGCCGCUGUAUUUUGAGUUUAUGAAGAGUGGUAAGAUUCUGUGCUAUGGGAGUGGCAACAUUUAUAAUUACGAUCCAAAAGCUUCAUCUGCCAGGCCCAAAAUAGAUGUGAGUUUUGGCAAGUGUACAAUUUCUCAAGCAAUCCGUCACAUGAAUACAUUAGUUUCAUUAAAAGUAUUAGGAGAAAAGAAUGCAAAGAAAAUGGAUUCUGGUAGAAGAGCAAGUUCAAGUUAG
Molecule: messenger RNA, 1107 nt
Organism: Papaver somniferum (opium poppy)
Lineage: Eukaryota; Viridiplantae; Streptophyta; Magnoliopsida; Ranunculales; Papaveraceae
Product: F-box protein At3g07870-like
Exons: 1
Coding region: 1-1107 (368 amino acids)
Molecular function (GO): protein binding
Source: RefSeq, a predicted model, not a curated record